This is a messenger RNA of Spodoptera littoralis (African cotton leafworm), 677 nucleotides long. The record is from the annotation of a GenBank genome assembly. NCBI's taxonomy places the organism in Eukaryota, Metazoa, Arthropoda, Insecta, Lepidoptera, Noctuidae.
ACGACGGCGACGCUUUUCGUAAUUUCGUUCAUAGUGUAGCGUUUAUUUUAGCGUGUACUUUUUAGUUUAUUAUUGUUAAUGUUGUAUGUAAUAUGAAUAGAAAGUGUUUAUAAGUGUACACAAUUAAGUUUCACUAUGUUUUAUCAUAUAUCAUUAGAACAUGAAAUUCUUCUGCACCCUCGGUAUUUUGGGCCGCAGUUGCUAGACAUAGUAAAGCAGAAGUUAUAUACUGAAGUGGAGGGCACUUGUACGGGAAAGUAUGGUUUUGUGAUAGCUGUGACUGCAAUAGACAGUAUAGGAGCUGGUCUGAUCCAGCCAGGACAGGGGUUUGUGGUGUACCCUGUCAAGUACAAGGCUAUAGUGUUCCGGCCAUUCAAGGGAGAGGUCCUCGAUGCUAUUGUUACUCAAGUUAAUAAGUCCAUUCCCGCUGAUAUGGAGUUCUGUCCGAAUGUAAAUCCCCCAUGUUACAAGAGUAAACAGGAAGAUAAUGUCAUACAGGAAGAGGAUGUCAUCCGGCUUAAGAUUGUUGGUACUAGGGUGGAUGCUACUGGCAUUUUCGCCAUUGGAACAUUGAUGGACGAUUACCUAGGAUUAGUAACACAGUAACAUUUAUAAUUUAUAAAUAAAAAAAUAAAAGUGUACAAAUACAAAAUAUUGUUUUCAAUAAGAAAAACCAA